CUUUGUUAGAGAGCGUCGUUAUAAAAGAAAGUGUUUAGAGCAUUGAUUCCACACCCCCUUCAUACCCCUCUUCGGAAAUGGAAUUGUCCAAUGCGAACAUGAAGAAGAUCAUUGUUGAACUCCUCAUUCAACCAUUUUGUCACGCAACGCUCAUCCGGCUCUGAUCACUGUCUUGUCCUUGUUCUGGAAAGAAAUUGUUCCAUGUCUCGUACUGCACAUGACAUAUCGGCCGGGAAAUUCGUGAGAUCUUAGGUAACGUGUGGUUGUUCCAUCAACUGUGCUUGGGGAAGAUGAUAGCUGUCGAAGAACAUGGCAUUCUGGACUGAAGCGACCAAUACUGAGAUGUUUUCGACGGUACAAAGUAAGGAAUGGACGGAUCGGCCGUUUGAACCAGCGAUGACCAUUAAUGCCUCAACUUUUGGGCAGGUGGAGACCGACGAGGAUUCGGUCAUGUCGAGCAGUAUCGCGACAAUGGCUUCAUCGUGGAACGCUUCUUUGCCGGACAAUGUCGAACUGUUUGAGUUCACUUUUGAGAACUGUCUUUUCAUCGUCCUUGCAUCCUUGAUGUCACUAACCACGGUUCUUGCGAAUGUGAUCCUCAUCAUUCUUAUGAGCGUAGAUGCAAAAUUACGUCGGUACAGCAACUAUUACAUCAUCAGCCUUGCAUGCGCCGACCUUGUUGUCGGGAUUUUUGUUAUUCCAAUGUUCAGUCUCUACACCAUCUUAGGAAGAUGGCCUCUGGGGUCUAUCGUCUGUGAACUCUGGAUCAUCAUCGACUUCUCGUGCGUCUCAGCCUCUGUCUUUAGCAUAUGCAUGAUAUCCGUAGACCGUUACUGGGCGGUCACGCAGCCUCUAAAGCAUCUCAAAAGGCAACGCAGGAAGAGGUCGCUGUUGAUCGUUUGUGCCAUCUGGAUCCUGGCAGGGUUAUGCUGGAUUCCUGGUGUGUUGGCACACAGAUUUAUCUUGGGUAGCUUCGCGGUAGAUUCCGCUUGUCUGUAUCUACCGGGUUUUACCUACACCCUGCUUUCAAAUACCAUCAUUUUCUUUUGUCCGAUGGUAGUGAUGGUUUGUCUUUACGCCAAGAUGCUGUAUGCAUUGAAGAGACAUCUGCGUAGCUUGACUGAAGCAACGAUGAUGGAAUCAGUAGAUCCUACGUAUGCAAGGACAUUCUGCUGUUGCAGGGAAACCAUCAAUCCUGACUCCACGCUGGCCGUAGAUCACACGCAAUCGUCAAUAUCGACCAUAUCUUUCUCAAUAGAUUCAUCCCCUACAUUAGAUGUCAUCAACACCAUAGGCAGACACAUGGGAGCAACUCAUUCUAACAGCACUAGCUCUGAGACACUGGGGACAAAUGCGUUUGAAUCGACGAGUCGCUAUCCUGGCAACGGAAGCUCUACAAAUAAUCCUGCGCCACCAUCCCGUGUGCUUCAGGAGACACAUCUGACGCAAAAACCUUUAAAAUUUACAAAAAAUGCUUACAGUAACGGUCUGAGAGCUGAGCGGGUCCAUCAACGUCAUCUUGCGAACAAUCGUCUCCAUCAAAGAACAGCCCAAACUCUGGGUAUCAUCGUUGUCUCCUUCGUACUAUGCUGGAUUUUCUUCGUGAUUCUCUUUCCCGUCAAUUCAUACUGCGAUUGCGUCCCGUUGUGGCUCUACGACAUGUCCUACUGGCUGGCCUACAUGAACUCCACGCUAAAUCCUUUCUUGUACGGAUUCAACAAAGACUUUAGAAGAGCUUUUCGGAGAUUAAUUUGCCCUUCUAAGAAGUCUGAAAGUAAUUCAUUCUCCAAUUAAGGUCACUGGACAUCUGAAGAUAUGACUUAUAUGGAUUUUGAAAGAAAUUGCAAUAAGAGUAUGGAAUUUCAAAGAUGUACAUUGUUUAUUCUUGAUGUCUUACAUUACCAUGCGACUGGUAUGAGGUCUUAAUCAUUCUUGGUGCAGCUAAAUGGAUAUUUCCUCUUACUUGAAGACUCACAACACCCCAAAAUUAUGUUUUUACUACUCAAACAAACAAUGUGGAACCUUUAUCAAGAAGAAUUUAUCUUUAAUGUUUAAAUGUUCACACUCUAAAAAGUCCAUACGCAGAGAAGUCAUAAAGUGUAUUGUAGCCUUUAUUUGUAACUUUGAGAGCGUACCUGAGUUGUUAUAUAUAAUCUUUUUAGGUGGAGGUCGAUCUAAUUCUAUUUCUUUUUAAUUUCAAAUUAAUUUUGGAUCUUGACACACUAUGAAAAUAUGAUUUUAAUUUUGUUUUUUCCGUUUCGUUGGCGAUCAGCCAUGCACAAAGAAGACGAAAGACCUCAUGCUUGGCUGAUCGUCAACGAAACGGGGUUAAGUCUUUUGUCAACUCUGUUUGUUGCUACGGCAGGCAACAAGUGAAACCGAAUUCAUGUAAUCAAAUUAUGGGAAUGCAAGCAUUACUUUAAACAAACGGAACUUUGUUAUGCCUAUGCCUAGCUCAUUUUUUCUGAUUGAGAUGUCAUAUGAAAGGGCAGAAAAUGAACUUUAUUAUAAAUGUGAUUUUCUCUUUGAAAUUCAGAUACCGUCCGCCAAAUUACUUUUUGGUAUCCUCUCUUUAAAUUGUUUUGAAUCACUCAUGCGUGAAAUGUGCAUCAUAUGAAAGAGGAGGAUCUAAGCUUUACACAUGUGUCAUUUCUUAAUUAUAAUUGUGAUUAAGUAUUGAUAAAACAUCGAUAAUUCUUAUUUGGGACGUACUGUAUAUAUAAAAUAUUAUAUAAAGUAUAAAUAAAAUGGAUGUAAGUGACUAAUAAGUGACCAUUUAGAUAUUGAAUAUUAUGAUAACUAUAAAAAAAAAAUCACAAUAAUAUACAAGGUAAUUUUCCAUUUACCAUACAGUAUGAUAACAUUCCAUUUACCCUAGAGUAUGAUAACAUUCCAUUUAUCAUUAAUUAAAUGUCUACAAAAUGCUCAGUCCACCUCAUAUUAUCAAUGAAGAAAAAACAUCUUCAGUUUACACAUCUUCACUUAAAAUAAAGAAAUAGAGUAUGACAUAUCUCCUGAUUAGUGAAUCCAAAAUUUCGGUUAGUCGAAAUGUUACAACUCGGUGAUAAUCAAGCUUUAAAUUUGAAAUCUCGAGUUUGUGGUAGACGAUGUUAAAACCAGAGUUGGUAGAAUACUAUAGUUUAACAGCUGCUGGGCACCAUUUUGUUGCUAUAGCUCAAAACAUUCGAUAACAAAUAACUCGGAAGUUGCGGGCUAUAUAAUUCGAUUUCAAGAAUAUAGUUUGUCAUGUUUUGCAGCAAUCCUUUCCAUAACAUAAUACCUAAUAAAAUAAAUAAAUUAUUUUUUAAACAAAAUGAAUUCAAACUGAAAGUAUAUUUAGAUACACUCCCCUUACUUACAUAUUUAACUAUAGAUACAUACUGAUCAUCGAUCUAGUAAUAAUUGAUUUAUUCAUAACAUUUGAGAUUCCUUCAAUUCAGUAUAUUACCGAACAUGUUUGUUUAGAAAAAAAAACACACACAGAUAAUAAAUCAAAUGAAUCAAGUUUUCUUUUAAAGUGCAGCGGCUUUGACCUAUGGCAUUGACAACUCGAGAUAUUAAUGCUGAACUGUUAUUCAGAUCAUGUCUAUCCUAAUCUACAAAUGAAAUACAAUCGCAAGUACUGAUUAUGCAUUUUUAACAUGUUUUCUGUGUUCAUUUUAUUUUUUCAAAUAAAAUGUACAUUUAU
Messenger RNA from Strongylocentrotus purpuratus (purple sea urchin), 3688 nucleotides. Its product is annotated as probable G-protein coupled receptor No18. Lineage: Eukaryota; Metazoa; Echinodermata; Echinoidea; Camarodonta; Strongylocentrotidae. The coding region runs from base 310 to 1794 and encodes 494 amino acids. The transcript has 2 exons. Gene Ontology annotation, biological process: adenylate cyclase-activating adrenergic receptor signaling pathway. The record is from RefSeq and is a predicted model, not a curated record. Gene Ontology annotation, molecular function: G protein-coupled acetylcholine receptor activity. Gene Ontology annotation, cellular component: plasma membrane.